Acanthisitta chloris (rifleman) is the source of this 2771-nucleotide messenger RNA. RefSeq names its product HECT, C2 and WW domain containing E3 ubiquitin protein ligase 1 (gene HECW1). Gene Ontology annotation, molecular function: protein binding; ubiquitin protein ligase activity. The transcript is spliced from 19 exons. Bases 1 to 2397 code for a protein of 798 amino acids. Gene Ontology annotation, biological process: regulation of dendrite morphogenesis; ubiquitin-dependent protein catabolic process. The record is from RefSeq and is a predicted model, not a curated record. NCBI's taxonomy places the organism in Eukaryota, Metazoa, Chordata, Aves, Passeriformes, Acanthisittidae.
AUGGAAAAUCAUAGAAGUGGGCUCAUCAGGGAGGAUGGUAUCAUAGUAAGAAUACGAGAAUUUGAGGAAAUGUUUGUCCUUGAAGAUUGGGAAGCUCGGAUAGACAGCCAUGGGAGGGUAUUCUAUGUUGAUCAUGUCAACCGAACCACCACGUGGCAGCGCCCCACGGCCGCGGCAACACCAGAUGGGAUCCACAGGUCUAGCUCCAUCCAGCAAAUGGAGCAGCUGAACCGGCGAUACCAAAAUAUCCAGCGAACAAUCGCAACAGAGCGGGCUGAAGAUGAUGCUGUGGUAAACAACAGGGUGGAGAGAGUUCCCACUGGAGGAGGAAGUGACUCUGAGGCAGAGCCUUCCCAGCCAAGCUCAGAGAUUAGGAGGGAAGGUUCCCUUUCUCCUGUGAAUUCUCAAAAAAUCACCUUGUUGCUGCAAUCUCCAGCUGUGAAGUUCAUCACCAAUCCUGAGUUCUUCACUGUGCUGCAUGCAAACUAUAGUGCCUAUCGAGUCUUCACUAACAGUACCUGCUUGAAGCAUAUGAUUCUGAAGAUUCGUAGAGAUGCUCGGAAUUUUGAGCGGUAUCAGCACAACAGAGACCUGGUAAAUUUUAUCAACAUGUUUGCUGAUACCCGACUGGAGCUUCCUCGCGGCUGGGAGAUAAAAACUGACCAGCAGGGCAAGUCUUUCUUCGUUGACCACAAUAGCCGUGCUACCACUUUCAUAGAUCCCAGGAUCCCACUGCAGAAUGGUCGUCUCCCUAAUCAUCUGACUCACAGGCAACAUCUUCAGCGACUUCGUAGCUACAGUGCUGGAGAGGCUUCUGAAGUUUCUCGAAACAGAGGAGUUACUCUGUUGGCCAGACCAGGCAAUAGUCUUGUAACAGCUAUUCGAAACCAGCACCAUCAUGAGGCAUUACCUCUGGCUUACAAUGACAAGAUUGUUGCAUUUUUACGCCAACCUAACAUUUUUGAGAUGCUGCAGGAGCGUCAGCCCAGCUUGGCCAGAAACCAUGCACUCAGGGAGAAGAUCCAUUACAUUCGGACAGAGGGUACACAUGGGCUUGAAAAGUUGUCCUGUGAUGCGGAUUUAGUAAUUCUACUGAGCCUUUUUGAAGAGGAUAUUAUGUCCUACAUACCACUGCAGGGUGCCUUCCAUCCUGGUUACAGUUUCUCUCCUCGCUGCUCACCCUGUUCAUCACCCCAAAAUUCUCCAGGACUGCAGCGAGCAAGUGCAAGAGCACCUUCUCCAUACAGGAGGGACUUUGAAGCCAAGCUGCGCAAUUUCUAUCGAAAACUCGAAGCCAAAGGGUAUGGGCAAGGUCCAGGUAAAAUUAAGUUAAUAAUACGACGUGACCACUUGUUGGAAGGCACCUUCAACCAGGUUAUGGCGUAUUCACGCAAGGAGCUCCAGCGGAACAAACUCUACGUCACAUUUGUUGGCGAAGAAGGGUUGGACUACAGUGGCCCCUCCCGAGAAUUCUUCUUCCUUCUGUCUCAGGAGCUCUUCAAUCCCUAUUAUGGGCUGUUUGAGUAUUCAGCCAAUGACACUUACACUGUACAGAUCAGCCCCAUGUCUGCCUUUGUUGAAAAUCACCUGGAAUGGUUCAGGUUCAGCGGUCGUAUUCUUGGCCUUGCUCUCAUUCAUCAGUACCUUCUCGAUGCUUUCUUCACAAGGCCAUUCUACAAAGCACUACUAAGGCUGCCGUGUGAUUUAAGUGACUUGGAGUACCUGGAUGAAGAGUUCCAUCAGAGCUUGCAGUGGAUGAAGGAUAACAACAUCACAGAUAUCCUGGAUCUAACCUUCACGGUGAAUGAGGAGGUGUUUGGACAGGUGACAGAGAGAGAGUUGAAAUCUGGAGGGGCAAAUACAGCAGUGACAGAAAAGAACAAGAAAGAGUACAUUGAGAGAAUGGUUAAGUGGCGAGUGGAACGAGGAGUGGUUCAGCAAACAGAGGCUCUGGUCCGUGGCUUCUACGAAGUUGUAGACUCCAGGCUUGUCUCUGUUUUUGAUGCCAGAGAACUGGAGCUGGUUAUUGCUGGCACUGCAGAAAUAGAUCUCAAUGACUGGCGUAACAACACAGAGUAUCGUGGAGGUUACCAUGAUGGACACAUAGUAAUACGGUGGUUCUGGGCAGCAGUGGAGAGAUUUAACAACGAGCAGAGACUCCGGUUGUUGCAGUUUGUCACAGGAACAUCGAGUGUGCCAUACGAGGGCUUUGCCGCUCUCCGAGGGAGCAAUGGACUACGGCGCUUCUGUAUAGAGAAAUGGGGGAAAAUAACCUCCCUCCCAAGGGCACACACAUGUUUCAACCGUUUGGAUCUUCCACCUUACCCCUCAUACUCUAUGCUCUAUGAAAAGCUGCUGACAGCUGUUGAAGAAACUAGCACCUUUGGACUUGAAUGAGGGGGUUCAGGCACUUCUGAUGUUUUUAUGGCUGAUGAUGUCACCUUUCCUGUCUACCAUCCUUUGAUCUUGGUUUCCAUGUUUUUAUUUUUGAAAACAAAAUGAAACAAAACAAAUCAAGAUUAACAAAAGCUGUGCAUGAAGAACUGCCACCCUCUACGAUCUAACCUUCAUGCUUUCAUCCUCUGUUUCCAAUGGACUGCUAGUCUGUAUGCAAUAGAAAAACAACUGUCUCAAGAUUUCUGUAUAUCUCUACAUACCUCCAUUAAUAACAAUGAAAAUACAAAUGCAAGUUACAGUACACUUGACCAAAUGUUAAUAAAUGUUUACUUCCACCUACGUUGAUUAAAAAAUAAAAAAAUCCUCAUCAAGCA